Messenger RNA from Cladophialophora immunda, 2893 nucleotides. RefSeq lists its product as uncharacterized. The record is from RefSeq and is a predicted model, not a curated record. Lineage: Eukaryota; Fungi; Ascomycota; Eurotiomycetes; Chaetothyriales; Herpotrichiellaceae. Gene Ontology annotation, molecular function: beta-glucosidase activity. The transcript is spliced from 3 exons. Gene Ontology annotation, biological process: glucan catabolic process. Bases 276 to 2747 code for a protein of 823 amino acids.
UCCCUUUUUUUGUAUGUUGGAGGACGGAGCAUUUCUAACGAGGUUGCACAGCCACAUUUUGCAAUUGUUUGCUUCAUCAUGACAGUUGUCGGGCGGUUGAUCUCCCGCCCCCAGUCGGCCCAAGUGUAACCGCAAGCUCGACGUAUGACCGACUCGAUCAAAUUCUCCUCCCUUUCUCUUCUUCCCUGUGUCCUUGAAGAGAUCCUGUGUGGAUUCAUACACUACCAGACUGCAUGCAUGGACUAUAGUCGACUCCAGUGCGUUUGGCAGAGGAAAUGAAAUUUCUCUCAACCUUGUUCGGAUAUAAAGGUUGGCAGGGCGAACAACACGCCACCAUGUCGCUCUCUCGACAAAUCUUGUUGACCGCCGGUCGUUCGCCCAAAAUGUUACUGGUCACUCUCUGGUCGAGCCUGCUGGCCUUGACAGCUCAAAGUGUUGCGCAAGAUUAUGGCACCUCGCCCCCAGUCUAUCCCAGCCCCCCAGGCACCGGGAUUGGCUGGGAAGCAGCCUUCGCUCAAGCCCAGGCAUUCGUGUCCAACCUGACACUUGAAGAGAAGACUCAAUUGGUGACUGGUAUCGAGGGUCCGUGCGUGGGCAAUAUUGGCGGAAUUCCGCGGGUCGGAUUUGACGGGCUCUGUCUCCAAGACGGUCCCCUUGCUAUCAGACAAGCGACAUAUGCCUCUGUUUUCCCUGCAGGGCUAACCGCUGCGGCGUCAUGGGACAGGUACCUCAUAUUCUUCCGGGGUCUGUUCCUGGGAGCAGAAUUCAAAGACAAGGGAAGUCAUGUUGCCCUUGGACCCGUUGUCGGCCCUCUGGGUCGCUCUGCCUAUGGUGGACGCGGUUGGGAGGGCUUCUCACCAGACCCGUACUUGACUGGUAUUGCAGCCGAGGAGACCAUUAGGGGUAUGCAGCAGAGCGGCGUCCAGGCCUGUCUCAAGCAUUACAUUGGCAACGAGCAGGAGACACAACGGAACCCACGGUUGUCUCCGUCCGGCACCACAAUAGAAGCUGUCUCUUCCAACAUUGACGAUCGGACCAUGCACGAGUUGUAUCUAUGGCCAUUCGCCAAUGGCGUCCGCGCGGGCACGGCCUCCAUCAUGUGCUCAUACAACCGAGUGAAUGGCUCCUACGGGUGUCAGAAUUCCAAGACGCUGAAUGGAUUGCUCAAAACAGAGCUGGGGUUUCAAGGCUAUGUAAUGUCGGACUGGCAAGCAACGCAUGCCGGCGUACCUGCGAUCAAGGCCGGAUUAGACAUGGACAUGCCUGGGUCUAUUGGCAGCUCGCGCGACACCUCAUUCUUUGGCGGCAACGUCACUCACGCGGUUCAAAACGGUACGCUCGACCAGGAUCGGCUCGACGAUAUGGUCAAGCGAAUCAUGACCCCGUACUUCUAUCUUCAUCAAAACGAAUACCCCCCAAUCGACGGAACAGAACCAACGCUCAACUCAGACCAUCCGCCUUAUCAACAUCCGUUUACGCUCGGAGCCUCUAACGUGGACGUUCGAAGCGGCCACGGUCAACUCAUCCGCGAUAUUGCUGCUGCGGGUACUGUACUGCUGAAGAACACGAAUGAUGUCUUGCCCCUCACAACGCCGAAAACACUAGGUGUAUUCGGCAAUGAUGCCGGAGACUUGGUGAAUGGACAGUAUUUCUUGACGUCUGCCUUCCAGACGCCCUUCGGCUACGAGUAUGGAACCCUCCCUGUUGCUGGUGGCAGUGGUGCUGGUCGACUCUCAUAUCUCGUCUCUCCCCUUGAAGCGCUCAAAGCACGCGCUGCCCUAGAUGGCACCCUUGUACAGUACAUCCUAAACAACGAUCUGGUUACUCAACCCAGUGGCCUCGGUGCGAUCAUGCCUGUCCCAGAAGUUUGCCUUGUGUUCCUCAAGUCCUGGGCAGCUGAGGGAAGUGACAGGCGCAGUCUUGAAGCAGAUUGGGACAGCACAGCCGUCGUCAGCUCUGUUGCUGCAUUCUGCAACAACACCGUGGUCAUCACGCACUCGGCCGGUCUGAACGUGAUGCCCUGGGCGAACAACCCCAACGUUACGGGCAUUCUUGCGGCACAUCUUCCUGGACAAGAAUCUGGCAACUCAAUCGUCGACAUCCUCUACGGGGCGGUCAAUCCGAGUGGCAAAUUACCUUAUACCAUCGCCUUGAAUGAGAGUGAUUACAGGUUUAGCGAUAUCACCAAUUCCACUAAACUGCUGCGGACCGAGGAUCCAAACGCAUGGCAAUCAAACUUCACCGAGGGUUUGCUGAUCGAUUACCGGCAUUUCGACUAUUAUAACAAAUCAGUCUUAUAUGAGUUCGGAUUCGGCCUGUCCUAUACUACUUUCGAUGUGUCUGAUUUGAGCGUGGACAAGCACAAUGCGACAAUCAAUCCUCUUCCGGAGGAUCUCCCUAUCGCCCCAGGUGGGAACCCUUCACUGUGGCAGAUACUCUGCACGGCGAAUUUUACGGUUGCAAACACCGGCAAUGUGACAGGUGCAGCGGUGCCGCAGCUUUACCUGUCAUUCCCAUCAGUUCCCAGCUCCAUACCCACCCCACGGAACGUACUCCGUGGCUUCGACAAAUUAUGGCUCGCACCCGACGAAUCGCAGACCGUCAGCUUUUCAUUGACAAGGCGAGAUUUGAGCUAUUGGAACGUCAAGAAGCAGGAGUGGGUGAUUCCUGGCGGGACCUUUGUCAUGAGCCUUGGAUUCAGUUCGAGGGAUCUGCGACUGAAGCAGCAUUUGGAUGUUGUAGGAUGAGAUUGCAUCUGCGUGGAGAUUCGACUUGCGAUGCAUAUUGUACGGAGCCAAGGGAUAGAAGAGAGGAUACGCAACUUCUCGGAAAUCAAGUCAGUGGGAUAGAAGCCGCGGCUUUUGCCCGUAAUUAAGCUAUCAGGGACUGUAAG